CCAAUAUGCUGCGCGCUUUUGGCCAAAAAAUCAGUUGCUGUUAAUCGGAUGCUGCGGCCAGUUGUCGCUCGUGGGCCGAGCUGCGAGUUUUACCGAGUCGCUGACGAACCUCAAAACGUGAAUCGUCUCUUUCGUGUCUUUUUCGUGAAUCGGCGUGAAAUACUACUAUAUAAUAUAGUAUAAAUUUACAUAAAUCCCAAAACUGAUCUACAUUAAAAUAAAAGUAAAAACACGCGCAACACGCAUCCGCAAUCGAUAGUGAAGACAACACAAUAAAAAAGUAUGACUUAAUAAUAAUCAAAAGUGUAUAAGUUCAUAAACCUUGUUAAUAAACCAUCAGCAUCAGCAACAUCAUUAACAUUUUAGCGAAAUGUUACUAAUAAGCAAAUAUUCCAAAAUGCAAUUCGUGUAUACAAAAUGAGUUUCAUUUCAUCACAAAAAGAAAAAAAAAAGUGAAACACAUUUCAAAAACCCAAAAGUGCAAUGCUCGCCAAAGAUCUGGAAACAAUAUCAAAGCAGUUCAAAGCAAUAAAAAUCAAAAAUUAAAGAUAAAGCUAAAAACAAAAAAAUAAAGUAAAUAAAACUGUGGCAGGCGGCAACAUUUUAUAAAUUUAAAUUAAACGUGUUUUAAAUGCACAAAACGUUAAGCGAAAAAAGUUGCUUGAUUAACAAAAAAAAAGAACAACAGAAAAAAAGAAUAAUUAAUUGGCAUAAAGUGAAUUGAAAAACCCCAAAGAAUAUAAUGCAAAAGAGUUUCAGUUGUCGCCACUUUUCUGGCAUCAUCACUGUGGCAUUUGUUACUCGUAUCUCUGGCGAUCAGUUGGCUAAGUUAUUCAUUAGGCCAAAUUCGGUGCAAAGUUGAUGUCCACUUAAGGCAAAAACCAUAAAAUUCUUGAAUUUUUAAAUGAACACAAAAUCAAUUUCAUAUGCAAAAGCGUUUGCUCAAAAAGUAAAAAGAAUAAUUAAAGUUAUGUAUAUGAAAUAUAUAAUACAAGAAACACAUAAAAGGCACUUUAUGGUCAUCGAUGAACCAUAAUUUUUUGAGUGCGUCGCGCGAAUUCGCGAAUUUGAAUUCGAAACCGAAACUGAAACCGAAACCGAAUCAAAUUCUUAUUGGCCAUCGUUCAACGCCCAUAGAUUUGAAGCGCCCCUUGAUCACUUGAUCACCUGAUAGCCAAGCAGACGCCCAACACAUAUAUGCAGAUAGUUAACGAAAACGAUACAAAGCAGAGCUCUACAUGAGGGAGAGAGAGAUGAGAAACCAGUUUCAUAUAAUAAUAAAACACAAUUCGACAACAUUCUUGAAACGUGCAUAUUUUGUAUAAAUACAUAUUUAUAACAACACACAAAACACAACACGCAGCAAUAUUUUUAUUUAUUUUGUUGUUGUUUUUCUGUAUUUGUUUUCGGCGAGAUACAUACACUUAUAAUAAUAAUGUCAUCUAAAAGCUGUUAGCCGCCUUUUUACGACAAUGCUCGUCGUCUUGAAUGAAUAAGUUCGUGUGGAUAUCUCUGAAUAUUAGGCAUACUUAUUAGCUGCAGAGUUCAGCAGCUCUUCUCCGUUGACCUUGAACCAAAAGCAAAGAUUCCACUCCACCCUCAAGAAGCAAACUCAUUGUCCUGUGGAUGUAUUUGCCUCUGUUUGUGAUACAUGGCAGUGUUUCGAGUAUUUCAAUUAAUUUCCACUUAGCAAUGCAAAUUAAUUUCAUAAGAAUCUGUCAAGGACAUUCAGACACCUGACACCCAGGCCCCAAGCCCAGAUGUCUGCCUGCAAUCCUUAGAUUGGCUAAUGUUUAAUUCUGUGUGACGGGUGAAACAAAGAGACAGAGCGAGAAAGACAGAUUCUAACGAAUUAUUGAUGCCAAAAGUUUGUGUAUUAUUAUUGAAGCAUUACUGCCAAAUGGUCAGAAGACAAAUUGAAAACCUUUAAAAUAAAUUAAAUUGCAAUUUAUAAAUUGUUGUCCCUUCCUUUCCAUAUUUCCUCUAGCCAUCUGUCCAAUUUAGACUAUCAAAUGAUAUUUUAACUGAGACACACACACACACCCACACACACUGAUUCACAUGUCGUCUGAGAUGUGGGCAACAAAUGUGUCUACGGGGGGCGUUGGCAUAGGCAGCUACAAUGGCACGCCCCUUUUGUCAGACCUCCAGAUGCUCCACAAUGAGAAAUUCUUUCUGAAUUUAACCCAAGUGCUGAACAUAUCAGUCGACAACUUGACCAGCCUGCUGCAGGGCAUCGAAACCGAGGAUCUGCUGCCAUACACAAUGCCAACAAGCAUGGGUCUUUUGGCCACGUUAAGCGUUGGCUAUGCUCUCAUAUUUGUAGCCGGCAUAUUGGGAAAUUUAAUUACCUGCAUUGUGAUCUCACGCAACAAUUUUAUGCACACGGCCACAAAUUUCUAUUUAUUCAAUUUGGCCAUAUCGGAUCUGAUACUGUUAUGUUCGGGCAUGCCACAGGAUCUGUAUAAUCUCUGGCAUCCCGACAAUUAUCCCUUCUCGGACAGCAUCUGCAUAUUGGAGAGCGUGCUCUCCGAAACAGCUGCGAAUGCCACUGUGCUGACCAUCACCUCGUUCACCGUGGAGCGUUAUAUUGCCAUUUGCCAUCCGUUCAGGCAACACACCAUGUCGAAGCUGUCGCGUGCCAUAAAAUUCAUCUUUGCCAUUUGGAUAGCUGCCCUCCUGCUGGCCCUGCCACAAGCCAUUCAAUUCUCGGUGGUGACUCAGGGCGCAGGUUCAUCGUGUACGAUGAAUAACGACUUCUUUGCACAUGUGUUCGCUGUUUCCGGCUUUCUCUUUUUUGGCGGACCAAUGACGGCCAUCUGUGUGCUUUACGUGCUGAUUGGAAUAAAGCUAAAGAGGAGCCGUCUCCUCCAGGCUUUGCCACGUCGCUCCUACGAUGUAAACCGUGGCAUCAGCGCACAGACGCGUGUCAUCCGGAUGCUGGUGGCUGUGGCUGUUGCCUUCUUCAUCUGUUGGGCGCCAUUUCAUGCGCAACGCUUGAUGGCGGUUUACGGCUCGACGUUCCGCAUCGAGUCGCAGUGGUUCAACGAUGUAUUCAGCAUAUUGAACUACACUUCCGGAGUGCUCUAUUUCCUAUCCACGUGCAUUAAUCCGUUGUUGUAUAACAUAAUGAGCCACAAGUUCCGAGAGGCCUUCAAGGUCACAUUGGCGCGACAAUUUCGACUGUCUGGAAAGCAUCAGGGUCAGGGAUUACCGCAUGCCUACAGCGCACUGCGACGCAAUCAGACGGGAUCACUGCGUCUGCACACGGAUAGCGUACGCACAACUACAACGCUGACCACUCUCAAUGGCAGCACUGCGAAUGGAGGCGUGGCAGCUGCUGGAGGAGCUGCGCGUAGUUCGCAGCGCUUGCAACGUGGCUCGCUGAACAGUUCGCAUGCCACGCUGUUGAGCACACAGAGUCGCAGUCGUCAGGAUUUGUUUGCAACACGUGCCACAAGCGCUGAGGCAGCAGCAGCGGCGGCAGCAACAGCUGCGGCACAUCCGCCUGCUCAUCCACAUCCGCAUCCACAUCGCACGCUGCAAACGCAAAUAUCGCAAUUAUCAUCGGUGGGCGAUGCCCACUCGCUGCUGGAGGCGGAGCUGGGUCAGUGGCCAGAGGAGCAAUACGAACUGUCCGCUCGCCAUAAAUGUCAGCAGCAGCAGCAGCAGCAUCCAGCUGGUUGUCUCUCCUCCCAGCCUGCCAUGGGGGCGAUUGACGAGUUGAGUUGUCAGUCGAGCGUGGGAGGAGGAGCCUUUGAUGCUGGCAGCAUGGGUCUCUCUCGUUCCCGUCUCAAGCUGACGCGCAUCACGCGGCACUUGCCACAAUCCCCUGCGAGUGAAGUAGCAGCAAUGUCAACGCCAGCCAUGGAGCCUGGGGCAACCACAAGAUGUAGCGGGAAAGUGCGUAAGGCAAAGGCCAAAACGUCGAAGACAUCAAGUGCUCUGAAAGGUCUGCGAGCCAAAUUGAAUUGGCGUGGCAGGCACAAAGAUGGCGCCACCAAUGGAGCCAUCGACCAUGGUGAUAAUGUUGGCCACAAGUCGCCGUCAACAACAACGACAAGGCCAACGACAACGACAACGGAACGUGCUCUUUAUUGAAAGCACUUCAAGGAAAAGCAAAAUGUGUCGCCAAAUUUCGGAGGGGGAAACACACACGGGUCUGGGGGGACAGGUACAUAACUGUGAUAAGAGCAGCAGAAGCAGAAACAGAAACUGAAACUGAAACAGAGACAUCGAAGCAUCUCGGCUGGUUCCAGCGCAAAAAAACAAUUCCAAGUUGUGGUCAAUUAGUAGCCGCUUCUAUUCCUAGCACAUAUUACACACUUAGUCAUAAAUUUUUUCCUGCAUGUACUCCUAAUGUUAUUACUGAUCUGCUCAACUGUUUAUCUUGAAUAAAGCAGAAUAUAUUUCACUAGAA
Drosophila albomicans is the source of this 4420-nucleotide messenger RNA. RefSeq names its product substance-P receptor (gene PK2-R2). Gene Ontology annotation, molecular function: neuropeptide receptor activity. Gene Ontology annotation, cellular component: plasma membrane. NCBI's taxonomy places the organism in Eukaryota, Metazoa, Arthropoda, Insecta, Diptera, Drosophilidae. Gene Ontology annotation, biological process: neuropeptide signaling pathway. The record is from RefSeq and is a predicted model, not a curated record.